GUGCGGGCCGAGCUGCGCGGGCGGGCGCGGAGCGGAGCGCGGCGGAGGCGGAGCGCUGCGAUGUGCAGGAUGUCGUUCAAGAAAGAAACACCACUUGCCAAUGCUGCAUUUUGGGCUGCAAGGAAAGGAAACCUGGCUCUCCUCCAGCUGCUGCUGAACAGUGGGCGAGUAGAUGUGGACUGCAAAGACAGCCUUGGCACAACAGCUCUGAUGGUAGCAUCUUACUAUGGCCACAUAGAUUGUGUACGGGAAUUGGUGUUGCAAGGAGCAGAUAUCAAUCUGCAGAGAGAGUCAGGUGCAACUUCUCUGUUCUUUGCUGCACAGCAAGGCCACAAUGAUGUGGUGAAGUAUCUCUUUUCAUUUGGAGCCUCCACUGAAUUUAAGAAUAAAGACGGAGGUACAGCUCUCCUGGCUGCCUGUCAGUACGGGCAUGCGAAAGUAGUGGAAACUCUGCUGAAGCACGGCGCCAACAUUCACGAUCAACUCUAUGAUGGAGCUUCUGCAAUUUUCCUGGCGGCACAAGGAGGAUAUUUGGAUGUCAUCCGAUUGCUGCUUUCUUCAGGAGCAAAGGUUAACCAGCCACGACAGGACGGGACAGCUCCCUUGUGGAUCGCCUCACAGAUGGGUCACAGCGAAGUGGUGCGAGUGAUGCUGCUCCGGGGAGCGGAGCGAGACGCCGCACGGGAUGAUGGUACAACUGCUUUACUGAAAGCUGCCAUUAAAGGCUACAACAAUGUGAUAGAAGAGUUGCUGAAAUUCUCUCCCACACUUGGCCUGCUGAAGAAUGGGACCUCUGCUCUCCACGCAGCCGUCCUGAGUGGCAACGUGAGGACGGUGGCGCUGCUCCUGGAGGCAGGAGCGGAUCCAUGCCUGAGGAACAAGGCAAAUGAACUGCCAGCAGAACUAACAAAAAACGAACGCAUUCUCCGACUCCUCCGCGCAAAGGAAAAGCAAAGGAAAAGCUAAUGCAGCCCUGUGGCAGAUGCAGUUUGACAGAGAUGUGCCCUGACCACAAGCAGCAUGACAGAAAUCCUAGGUUGGAACAGUUUGCAGAACCGAUUAGCCUGUCCAGUACACGCUCCCUGAACGCAGCAGGCCCUUGCCACAGGGUCGCCACGGGCUGCGACCUCCGCCCGGCAUCGCCGAACGCGGGACCGUGACGAGAGCAGGCGGUGGCCCAGGAGCUGCGUUUGCGCCGCAGCCCUGUCUGUCCUCCAGGAUCCCACCAACUCCAACACCGUUUGCUCCCCAUGCAUCCCGGCACAGGCAAGCACCCCUGCUCCUUCAGACACGCACCCCCUCGCUGUCAUGGCCACACCUGCAACAGUGUGGGUAAGGAGCACUCGGCCUUGUGCCAGGAGGACGCCCACGCCUUGCAGCUGUUUGGAUGCAGUAGGUCAUGGAGCAGCCCCAUGACGCCCCUGCCCUCCCUUUGCUGACAGCGACCGUUCCUCUUUACCUCCAAGUGCCACGUGAGACUAGAGGUGAGAUGCCACCUGAGCCAUCACAACAGCAAAAGUUUUCCUGUCAGCCCAGGGCCGAGGUGACAUUUUUGCUACUACAUGAAGCUCCAUAAAAACAAUCAAGAGUAUUACAAAUGAUGCCAAAAGCUACCAACCAAACAAAAAGCAAGGGGAUGUCCUCUCGGUUGCAGCAUCUUGAUCUGCCAAUCUGUCCAGCAACAGAAACACCAUGGGGCAGUUGAUUUUGCGAUGCCUACGCAGUUUAUGGGGAUCCUUCCCCAACCUUAUGCGCAUUUUUAUGGGUAGAGGAGGACUGGUUGCUGAGCAAAUCAGCCCUGCCCAAAAGAGUAUUUUUCCACAGGUGCAAGUACAUCAGAAGCUUGGCUGUCAGGCACAACAAACUGCACAGAUGCUACACGAGUGGUAUUUGUAUGUUCUGCACCCAGAUAUGUGACACUGCGGUUUAGUACCCACAGCUACUAUGCAAAGCACUCAUCCCCCAGGUCUGUGGCAGGAGCUAAGGAAGAAGUGCACAGUGUACAGGUGUUUCAACACUUGGUGAGAGGGUUACAUGUAGCCAUACCUGAACAGGCCAACUAUUUAUUGCAGACAUGGAAAAUGAAGUCUGAACAGUAGUUUUGGCCUUUGUUGUGGUUAAGACACUUAGACAUGCUACUAGUGUCUGUGUGGGGAAGGAGUGCAAAUUGCAGGUGGUUUGUGAGGAGCUAUGUUUUAACCAUGUUGCUCUAAGACACCCCAUUAAAACCCAGUCAUUUCUGCAGUAUAAACAGUAUACGACAUGUCCUGUUAGCCACAAAAGCAUUAGAGAUUAAUUUACAAUGAGUUGAGGUAAAAUGUCAGUUCAGUACAUACAUCCAGGCACUCCACCUACUUUCAAACCAUGGAAAAUUACUGAAGAAUUGCUUUAAAAGUUGAAGACAAGGACACAGAAUAAUUCUUGCUUAAGAAAUGUCUGCCUAAGAUUCAGCUGAACUGCUGCACUUUUGCUUUGGCGAGUUAAAAGGAAAUCUGUAGGUGAGCUAACACGAAUGUAGUUUAUGUAUUGCAAAUUAGCCAUAUGAAUGAUGAAAUUAAUAAAGUUGUUCUUUUUGUGAGUAAGUUAGGUAAAUAGUCAGUGUUCUGGUGAUGAGAACAGUACCAGGUGUACCUUUUCUUGCAUGCUGGAAUUCCUAUUCAAUUUCUAUUCUGCAUUAAAUAGGAAAGCUUUAAGUUUUCCAACAAUGUAAUAAGAAAAUUGUAUUUGUUUAGGUAAUUUAUGCUGCUGUAUUUUUAAAUUAAAAUAAUGUUGUGCCUAACAAAAACUUGCAGAUGAACUGGUACAGAACCAAAGAAUUAUGCAAGAUGCUUAGAGAAUUACUGUAUCCAGGUUCUGCAAAAGACUAAACACUGAGCAUGCAGAAAUCUCAGGAGCCUUAUUGGGAUCUUAAAUUGCACAGCAUUACAAAGGACUGCAAUCUAACUUCUUUACCGAACAACACUGGAGAGAGCAGGCUUUUUUGGAGCCUCCAGUGGGCUGAAGAUGAACAUACUAUUUUGGAGAACAGUAGAGGGACUCUGGGCAGCCUGGCCUCAAUUUUGAACUUUCACCCUAAAUUUUCUACAAAUCAACAACUGGCAACAACCACACUCUCAAGGUGAAAAGCCCUUUCAUAUCUGUAAAGGAGGUGAAUAAUCAUUAGAAGGUCUUCAGUAGCUAUGCAAUAAAUACUCUUAAUAUCAGACAGGCUGUAGUAAUCAUGCAGUCCUUCUAAAAGAUGUGGAAGCAUCCAUUGUUGGUGAAGGUCUCCUAUUUUUUCCUGAUAGCAGAGCAUAGGAGAGAGUACAAGGCAAGCCAACAGUGGUCCUGCAGCAGCUGAAGUAAGGAAGCUGAGAAAACAAACGCAGGUAUCCAGUAUCUACAGGUGGCCCUUCCUUUCUGCCAGGUGUAUUUUCUUGGUAGAGGUGUCUCAUCCCAAAAGGAGCAGAUACUCAGCAAAGAGCCUCUUCAACUCUGCCUGUCCAUGGGAAGAUGCAUGUCUGCUCCUCACCACUUAGAGUAGGUCUUUCCAAGUCCUGUGUCCAGCUGCCUCUAUGAAUGGUCACUGCAGCUGGGGAUCUCUUGAAACACGUGAAGAACACCUGAGUCCCUGUGUCCCAUACGGAGCAUCUGCUGACCUGAGAGGAUGCAGUUACCAGAUUUUUUUUUUUUUUUUUUUUUUUUUUUGAGUCAUCUUGUGCUAUAAUGGGCUUUUCCUAUUUCUGAACAACAAUUGUGAUGUGGGGCUAGCACAGAUUGAAGGGAGAGAUUUGUUGGUCUCUUCUUGCUCUUGUUAGUGGUGGCUGAUACAACACAUAGGCUGUCUGGGGGGAUGUGUCAUGGAGAACUGGCACUGAAAUCUUUCUCUGCCCGAUUCAGGUUGAAGUUGAAUCUAGCUUCAGCAAAGACACUGUUCAACCAAAAUGAGACUUCUGGCAUGGAAACCUUCAUUUCGGGAGCAUUUGUUUCAUCGUGGAGCCUUUGGAGAGAGGGAUGGUUUCAGUUUUGGGCUCCCUGUAACCCAAAGGUGCUUAAAUCUGCCUGUAUAUGGGCUCUAAAUUUGCAAUACUGUUUAUCACCAUGCAAUUAAUGUUUUCACAAUGAAACCUUAAUAAUUAUUAGUAUUUGUGUAGCUGUUGUUUUCUUUAAAGUGUUCAGUAAAUACUGCUGUGGUUUGUUUGUUGUAUUAAAAUGGAAGCCCAUUUUCCCUUGGUGGCUGAAGUGAUUCACUAAUACUGACAGUUGUUCUUUGCACAGUUCUGGUGCCUUUUGUGUAAGGUUUUCCAAGUGCUCUACAGACACCAUUAUCUUGGUAAGUUCCAAAAUGCUUCACUGAGGUAAGCAAGGAAAUAAACAAUUGCAUUCACAGACCAGUGAAAUACAGCAGUUCUUCAUCUGUUCAUGUCAACAGAAAAGAGUAAAUUUAGACAUUUAGAUUUAGAAAUUAUGGGGCACUAAACUAAUUUCAUAGAUGACAGGAUGCAGAUAGAUAUAAUAUAAAGAUGUGAAAGAGAACUGGGACAGAAUAACACAACAAAUGUUUCCGAGUUGUGUUUUGGGGUUUCUUUUCCCUUUAAAGUCAUAUAUAUCUCCAUUUUACACCCAAAAAGAAUAAGCUCCACUAGCACACUGAUUUCAGGUUUGCUUCUCUGCACAUUCAGAGCCAGAGGCUCAGCCUGUUGUCCCCUCUACAUUUAUGCAGGUGCUAUUAGCUUGGUGACUUCCCAUCAGCUGCAAGUGAGUACAAUGGAUGUGCAAUCAAGCAAAAGGCCACAUCAAUGAGUCAAGGCAAAAAUAUAGGGCAUUUUUCUUUUAUUUCACUAGUGUCAAGUCAUUGUGUGAUAGGGAUGAGCACAAGGAAGAGCCUGCAGGGCCUAGAGAGCAGUGACAUCCCAGCACAGACAUAGCAGUGGUGGAGACUCAGAGGUUCCAAAAUACUUGGAGCACUUAAUUGAGAUUAUCACUGCAGUACACUGUGCAGGGACAUCUAUUCAGUAAUGAUAUGAAAGGCAAUAUUGUUCCACUUGACUUGCACAAGCUCUUCUUCUCCUGGAAUGAAACCAUCUCAUUAUUGAUUCAUCCACCUUUGUUUAGCUUAUAAGAGCUGAGAGGA
Hirundo rustica (Barn swallow) is the source of this 5113-nucleotide messenger RNA. It is a transcript of the gene ANKRD29, whose product is annotated as ankyrin repeat domain 29. Gene Ontology annotation, molecular function: protein binding. Lineage: Eukaryota; Metazoa; Chordata; Aves; Passeriformes; Hirundinidae. The coding region runs from base 61 to 966 and encodes 301 amino acids. The transcript has 10 exons. The record is from RefSeq and is a predicted model, not a curated record.